This is a messenger RNA of Myxozyma melibiosi, 1620 nucleotides long. Its product is annotated as LrgB-like family-domain-containing protein. The record is from RefSeq and is a predicted model, not a curated record. NCBI's taxonomy places the organism in Eukaryota, Fungi, Ascomycota, Lipomycetes, Lipomycetales, Lipomycetaceae. The transcript is spliced from 2 exons. The annotation marks the transcript as partial.
CGACUAUUCCACUCCUUUGUCCUCGUCCCAAUAGGCGUCGUCGUCGUCCUUCUCUACCUCUACGGCGUCCACAGAGUCAUAAUCCUCACAACAGUAAACUUCCCCGCCUCCGUCGUCUGCAUGCUCCUCCUCUUCCUCCUCCUCCUUCUCAUCGACUCCACCCUCGGUCCCCGCCGCACAGCCAUCUUCUCCCGCAUAAUCGACGUGCCGCUCGGUUUCGCGCUCCGAUGGAUAAACACCUUCUUCACCCCUUCCUUCGUCACUCUACCCUUAUCCCCCGCCGUCGGCGGCGCCGAGGUCGGCAAGAUCGCUGCGGUCUUCAUUCUCGGAUUCGUAGUCACUAUGGCAAUCACCGCAUACAUGGUCGUCUUUCUCCAGCGCCUGUUUGGAACCUCGAAACGCGCAAUCACCGAGCGCGCGGAAGAAGUACCCCCGCACUCUGCCCACGACAACAGUCUCGAUCUGACCCAGUCCAUCGAGCUCGACGUGCUCGAGCCCGCGACGACAACAACAACACACCUGCCGCCGUCGCCAAUCGACAUCACGCCGACACAGAUCGCGCCUCCGCAGCCGGCAGCUUCGGCAUCUCAUUCGUCGCCUAGGCGUGCGCGGGAAGUACCUUUCCCGACCGCCAGCAUCGCAAAUCAGACUUCCGAAUCCGAUACAGCGUCUACAGUAGGCUCCACGCAGCAGCAGCAGGUAGCUGCAUUUUUCUCCAUCGGCGAACCUAGUCCGCGGGCGCAGUUCUUUGCAAACUGGAUCACGCAGUACCUCGACACAUUUCUCUACAUCACCGUCUUUCUGUGCGUCGGCCUGCCGCUCCAUUUUGCAAUCAACUACUCGCUGAUCGCCUACAGCACCUUCACGAUUCUAAUGUUAUUCUUCGGCCUGCGACUGCCGCCUAAAGUCCGCCGGUUCAUCCAUCCGAUCUUCACCUGCUCGGCUUUCACGAUUUUCGGAAUCUACGUCAUGGCGACUGCCAACCACCAGACUUUGGACGACGGGCUGGAUCAGUACAGUACCGGUCGGACGUAUCUCUACUUAUUCGGAGUGCCAAAGUACUACGGCGUUCGCCCCGGCGCCGGAGAUCUGAUGAAGACAAUGCUCGACGUCAGCAUCGUGUCGCUCGCGCUGCCAAUGUACCGCUACCGCGGCGACCUCAAGAAACAUUUCCUGGUGAUUAUAAUCCCCAACAUCGUCAUCGGCCUCAUCACGUUCUUCGCCUACCCUCCCCUCUGCUACGCCAUCGGCAUCUCCGCCGAACGCAGCAUCGCCUUCAUCGGCCGCAGCGUGACCCUCGCGCUCGCACUCCCGGUAAUCCAAGCCCUCGGCGGCUCGCAAUCGCUCGUCGCCGUCGUCGCGAUCCUGAGCGGCAUCGUCGGCGUCUUGAUUGGCGGGUACAUUCUCAAGCUGCUGCGCAUCCGCGAGGACGAUUACCUGACGCGCGGAAUCACGCUGGGCAUCAAUUCGUCGGCGGUCGCGACCGCGCAUCUGCUCACGAUCGAUCCGCGCGCGAGCGCGCUUAGUAGUCUGAGUUUUGUGGUGUUUGGCACGACUAUGAUUAUCUUGAGUGCGAUCCCGCCGAUCGUGACUGUGAUGAAGAACAUGGUUGGUUUGUAA